This is a messenger RNA of Colius striatus (speckled mousebird), 3976 nucleotides long. It is a transcript of the gene C4H6orf62, whose product is annotated as chromosome 4 C6orf62 homolog. NCBI's taxonomy places the organism in Eukaryota, Metazoa, Chordata, Aves, Coliiformes, Coliidae. The transcript has 5 exons. The record is from RefSeq and is a predicted model, not a curated record. Bases 2142 to 2831 code for a protein of 229 amino acids.
CGCUGCCAUUUUAGGUGGUGGGUGCUGGCUGCGUAGCUCCGCUCCGCUCCCCUCCCGGGACGAGGCAUAGGAGCAGCACCAGGCGCUUCCGCUCGCCGCCGCUACCGCCUUCGAGAACGUCUCGGGACCGCCGGGGCGACGAGAGGCUCUCCACAGUCCUUCUACCCUUCUCCUGGCCAUCCCCGUCCUCCGCCGCUCCGGGAUCUCUAUGCCCGUCGCCCUCCGUAGGACCCACUAGCGCAGGGACUCGCCGCCGUCUCCUUCUUCUCCUUCCGCCGCUGCCACCGCCGUCGCCUCUUCGUCCUCCUCUUCCUCUGUCCGCCACCAUUUCCCCUCUCCCCGGCACCGGGGCGCUGAGCUAGACUAUGGGGACGAGUUUGGGGCUGAGCAGCGGCAGAGCGGGCGGUCCGGUCACCGUGUGCGCUGCAGCAGGCAUGGGGGGGCUCCGUGGCUUCGUGGCUUUAUCUUGACAUGGCCCCUCUCCGUGCUGCCAGCAGCGCCGCCGCCUCCACUGCUCCCCCUGCGCCCGCCGGUUGCGGGUAGCGAGCGGGACACGGCCUCGAGCUCUCAUCUGAGUCUCUCAGUCUCUUGCUUAAGUUGAGGGGGGAAGGUUGGGGAGGGCUUCUUUUUUUUUUUUUUAAUUUUUUUUCCCCCUCUUUUUGGCAAGAGAGGAGGGGGGAAUACUUUUCCCCCUCUUCUUAACCUGGUCCGACGAAUUUGCUAACCGAAAAACUUUUUAACCCCGACUAAUCAAACAGCUGGGGGGGGGAAAAUGUCUGGAGAGAGGAAGAAAAUAACCUGAUAAUUGGGGAUUUACUUUUUGGGGGGAGAGAGAGGAAGAAAAUAACCCGGUAAUUGGGGGUUUGCAUUUUUGGGGGAGGAUGUUUUAGAGGCUUAAAAUUGCAAUCUAGAGUUGCAAUUUAAAAUUAAGACCCCAAACCUCACAAAAAUUUAGACACCGGAAACCUAUCUUGCCAGAAAAGCAGGAACAAACCUCUCCAUGUUGUCCAAGUCGUGACCAUGAAGUGAGAGGGGAGCCGCUGCUCUGUCGCGGGUGUCCCGCUGCCCUGGGCACCGGCUGCCCGCUGCAGCCCCUGCCCGCUGUGUAGAGAGAGGCCAGAAGAGGAGCAAAGAGCAUUGGCCAUGCACAGCCUCGGCUAACCGUGCUCCCUGCGGAACGCACCAGCGGCAGAGAGAAAAGGAUCCUAGGGAAUCAGCAGCCCAGGGGGUGUGUGAGGUGUUGGGGGAUGUAGAGCUCUCCCACUGGUAAGGAGCCCGGGUUUGGGGCACUGAUUUGAGUGUCAGUCUCUAGGUGAGAUAGCACUGUCCCUUGAAGCCUUUGCCCACCCCUCGUCUAUGGCCAUCAUGAUCUCUUUUCUCUCUGGCAGCAGUGGCCUCAGGGCAGUGAUGUGCCUGAUGAUGAGCAGAAUGAAGUUAGAAAUUACUCCACUGUUUUUUCUCUUUGCUCCCCUGCAAACCAGCACUGUGUUGUCUGUAGUUGACUUUGUUGUGGGCAGAGAAAUGUCAUACCUCUCAGGAUGUGCACUCGUUUGCAUCCUUUUCUCUGCUCUCCACCAAGUGUAAUAAUUUUAAAGAGAAAAAAAAAAGACGGGCAGCAUAGCAAUAGUGGAAAGCUGAGAAUAAUAAUCAGUAGAGUCAUGAGUCUGGCUGGGGUAAACGGCAAUUUGUAAUUUCAGCUUUUUUUUUUGUAAGCAGAGCAAGAGCACCCCCACACACCCCACCCCCUCAUGGAUUGGGCUUGUGCCAGUUGCUUUUUAUUGUACACAUAAAUUGUGGUAAGAUUAUAUUUUUUCAUUCUUACCCACUUAUUCCUGCAGCUAAACUGUUCAAAUUUUUGUCUUAAAAAUUUUUAGGUUUUUUUUUUCUUGGUUUAUUGUAAAACCUGUUGUCCAGCCAUGGCUGGACAACUACUUAUUUUGUUUCGUGGUCCCUCCGAUACCACAGUCUCGUAAAAUAUUGCCUGAGGUGCGGUUUUGGGUUACACUAGCGUUUUAUCUAUCCAGUUGUAUUAGCAGGAAUAAAACAUCCUUUUUUUUUUCUGUUGUACUCGAGUCUUAAUGAAAAAGCGCCCAUAGUUUAGUGUCAGUUUCCAAAGGCUUUAGUACCACCUGUGUUACAAAAUGGGGGACCCAAACUCCCGGAAGAAACAAGCUCUGAACAGACUUCGUGCUCAGCUUAGAAAGAAAAAAGAAUCUUUAGCUGACCAGUUUGACUUCAAGAUGUACAUUGCCUUUGUGUUCAAAGACAAGAAGAAAAAGUCAGCACUUUUUGAAGUGUCUGAAGUGAUACCAGUCAUGACUAAUAAUUAUGAAGAAAAUAUCCUGAAAGGUGUGCGGGAUUCCAGCUAUUCUUUGGAAAGUUCCUUAGAGCUUCUGCAGAAGGAUGUAGUACAGCUCCAUGCACCCCGCUACCAGUCUAUGCGCAGGGAUGUGAUCGGCUGUACCCAGGAGAUGGACUUCAUUCUUUGGCCUCGUAAUGAUAUUGAGAAGAUAGUCUGUCUCCUCUUUUCUCGGUGGAAGGGAUCUGAUGAACCCUUUAGGCCUGUUCAGGCCAAGUUUGAAUUUCAUCAUGGUGACUAUGAAAAACAGUUUCUGCAUGUUCUGAGCCGAAAGGACAAGACUGGAAUUGUUGUCAACAACCCUAGCCAGUCAGUGUUUCUCUUCAUUGACAGACAGCACUUGCAGACUCCAAAAAACAAAGCUACAAUCUUCAAGUUAUGCAGCAUCUGCCUGUACCUGCCACAGGAGCAGCUCACUCACUGGACGGUUGGUACCAUAGAGGAUCACCUCCGUCCUUACAUGCCCGAGUAAGGCACUGGCCAGCAAAAUGGGGAAGAUCACAGAAGGCAGCAGUGGAUUUUUCACUUUCCUCACCACUUUAUUUCCGAAUCUAGAAGAAAAUGGACUCAUGUUCAGAACACUAUACAUUGUGAAACUUGAUCAUCCUGGAUUUUAUUUAAUCAUUUGUGUCUCAGAACUUUACAAUUUUUUUUAGAUGUUUUCUGCAUGGACCUUGUGAAAGAGAGGAUGCUCUGCACGCUUCUGCACUGCAUCAGCAUCUUACUAAAAUGUGAAAUGAAGGGACUGUACACUGAAACAAAUGUGUCCGAAAGCACAAGGUGAUCAUUUGUGGUGGUGUUCCCAUUUGUGCUGGUCAUGCCCACUAAUAUCUAUAAUGUUAACCAUGAGUAUUUGGAGGGUGAGAAGUGAAUGUAACGGGUAUAAAAGCCUUAUAGCUUUGCUGUUAAUGAUUGUAUCAAAGAGCACUAUCAUUCGUUGUAGUGAACAGGAAAGUGGCUACUACAAUAGGAAGUAAGCGUGGGAAAGAAAUCUUUUACAAGCAUCUCAUUUAAUGUGUAGGCAUUUUUGCCUUUUUUAUUUUGCUGGGCCAUGUCUUAAGUUUCCUGGCACUUUUGUUUUUGAUCUCUUUCCCCAAGUUGCUGUAUAACUGUACGAAACUAUUCUUUUGAGUUGGAUGCAUUUAUACAGAUGAGGCAGACCUGGAGUCUGAAGUUGCUAAAGCAGCUAAAAAUAAAUAAUAGCUGCAGAAACAAUGUUGGUAGAGGAUUAUUUUUUUUUCUUGAGAGUUGAGACUUGUAAGCUUGCAGGUGAACUGUGCAGGAAAUACUGGUUUCUAAAACAUUUCUUAUGGAAAACCCAUUGAGGUUUGUUUUUUUUUCUUUUGGAAUAGACAUUAUAAACAAUGUAAAAUAGUGUUUGGAGUGUCAAAAGUUGGUUCUGAUGGAACAUUUUAAGAUUGUGCAAUGAUAAAAGGAAGACUACUGUAUAGUUUUGAUGACAAGGCUCUGCUUAAAAGGUUGAGUACUUUACUGGAGUAAAAUUGCAUAAGCCUGCUCCCUUUGGAUAAAAAUAGUGCUUACCUGUUUAAAACUUGUAUUUAGCUUUUGUUUGGAAUUGGAAAAAAUUGGAAUUUAAAUAAAUUAGGUGAAAGAUGA